AUGCGAGCAACGCGAGCGUCAUUCUAUAUUUGCGACGCACCGCUUCCGACCUCUCCAACCCUUCCAUUGCAUCGCUUCGACAUAAUUUGCUGGGCAAAGUCAGUCACAUUCGAGUCCACUCCUCAUUGCAAACCUCAUGUAAUCCCUACUAUGCUACUAAGGAACAAAGGCGACCUUACCAGUUCAUUUCGCUGUACAUUACCUUCCUCAUCUUGCUACACAUUACUUCCCUCAUCUUGCUACGCAAUGUUUCACCAAUUUUGCUUCCUUGGUCGUUUUCAAGCCCGGAAGAAGCCUAAACACUCGCAAAGCUCCCAUGAAGCAUUUGGACAAGCUUCUGAAGGUCUCAGGGUUGGACUCGAUAGGCCUUUUGCCGCGUCCCGCUAUCCAACUUGUUUAGCUCACCAGGGCAUCGCCCCUUACAGUAUGUGGUGUACGGGUUUCCUUUCUACAGUGGACCCUGUCGAUGAUGCCUAA
Messenger RNA from Lachancea mirantina, 477 nucleotides. Lineage: Eukaryota; Fungi; Ascomycota; Saccharomycetes; Saccharomycetales; Saccharomycetaceae. The record is from the annotation of a GenBank genome assembly.